AUGUUCUGCAACUCGCUGUCUCUAAACGCUCAAAAUCCCGACUCCCAUCAUACCAUCACCGUGGCAUACACUGGCCCCUGCAACAGUGGAGCCGACAACCGUAAGCGUCAGUUCAACCCUGGAACCGACCACUGCAAUGCGCACUGUAACGAGCACAACUACGAUCCGCUGUGCGGCAGUAACGGGCAGACCUACGACAACCGCUGCCUCAUGGAGUUGGACAACUGCCUCUACACCGCUCAAAAUCCCGACUCCCAUCAUACCAUCACCGUGGCAUACACUGGACCCUGCAACAGUGCAGCCGACAACCGUAAGCGUCAGUUCAACCCUGGCACCGAUCACUGCAAUGCGCACUGUAACGAGCACAACUACGAUCCGCUGUGCGGCAGUAACGGGCAGACCUACGACAACCGCUGCCUCAUGGAGCUGGACAACUGCCUCUACACCGCUCAAAAUCCCGACUCCCAUCAUACCAUCACCGUGGCAUACAAUGGCCCCUGCAACAGUGGAGCCGACAACCGUAAGCGUCAGUUCAACCCCGGCACCGAUAACUGCAAUGCGCACUGUAACGAGCACAACUACGAUCCGCUGUGCGGCAGUAACGGGCAGACCUACGACAACCGCUGCCUCAUGGAGUUGGACAACUGCCUCUACACCGCUCAAAAUCCCGACUCCCAUCAUACCAUCACAGUGGCAUACACUGGCCCCUGUAACCGUAAGCGUCAGUUCAACCCUGGCACCGAUCACUGCAAUGCGCACUGUAACGAGCACAACUACGAUCCGCUGUGCGGCAGUAACGGGCAGACCUACGACAACCGCUGCCUCAUGGAGUUGGACAACUGCCUCUACACCGCUCAAAAUCCCGACUCCCAUCAUACCAUCACCGUGGCAUACCAUGGCCCCUGCAACAGUGGAGCCGACAACCGUAAGCGUCAGUUCAACCCUGGCACCGAUCACUGCAAUGCGCACUGUAACGAGCACAACUACGAUCCGCUGUGCGGCAGUAACGGGCAGACCUACGACAACCGCUGCCUCAUGGAGUUGGACAACUGCCUCUACACCGCUCAAAAUCCCGACUCCCAUCAUACCAUCACCGUGGCAUACACUGGACCCUGUAACCGUAAGCGUCAGUUCAACCCUGGCACCGAUCACUGCAAUGCGCACUGUAACGAGCACAACUACGAUCCGCUGUGCGGCAGUAACGGGCAGACCUACGACAACCGCUGCCUCAUGGAGUUGGACAACUGCCUCUACACCGCUCAAAAUCCCGACUCUCAUCAUACCAUCACUGUGGCAUACACUGGCCCCUGCAACAGUGGAGCCGACAACCGUAAGCGUCAGUUCAACCCCGGCACCGAUCACUGCAAUGCGCACUGUAACGAGCACAACUACGAUCCGCUGUGCGGCAGUAACGGGCAGACCUACGACAACCGCUGCCUCAUGGAGUUGGACAACUGCCUCUACACCGCUCAAAAUCCCGACUCCCAUCAUACCAUCACUGUGGCAUACAAUGGCCCCUGUAACAGUGCAGCCGACAACCGUAAGCGUCAGUUCAACCCCGGCACCGAUCACUGCAAUGCGCACUGUAACGAGCACAACUACGAUCCGCUGUGCGGCAGUAACGGGCAGACCUACGACAACCGCUGCCUCAUGGAGUUGGACAACUGCCUCUACACCGCUCAAAAUCCCGACUCCCAUCAUACCAUCACCGUGGCACACACUGGACCCUGUAACCGUAAGCGUCAGUUCAACCCCGGCAACGAGCACUGCAAUACGCACUGUAAUGACCACUACGAUCCAGUGUGCGGCAGUAACGGGCAGACCUACGACAACCGCUGCCUCCUAGAGUUGGACGACUGCAUGUUUAGCGCUCAACACCCCGAGUCCCAUCAUACCAUCACCGUGGCAUACAAUGGUGUCUGUAACAGUGGAGCCAAGAACAGUAAGCGUCAGUUCAACCCCGGCCACGAGCACUGCAAUACGCACUGUUCCGACCACUACGAUCCAGUGUGCGGCAGUAACGACCAGACCUACACCAACCGCUGCUUCUUGGAGUUGGACGCCUGCCAGUUCAGCGCUCAACAUCCCGACUCCCCCCAUACCAUCACCUUGGCGUACCAUGGCGCCUGUAACAGUGGAGCCGACAACCGUAAGCGUCAGUUCAACCCUGGCACCGAUCACUGCAAUGCGCACUGUAACGAGCACAACUACGAUCCGCUGUGCGGCAGUAACGGGCAGACCUACGACAACCGCUGCCUCAUGGAGUUGGACAACUGCCUCUACACGGCUCAAAAUCCCGACUCCCAUCAUACCAUCACCGUGGCAUACAAUGGCCCCUGCAACAGUGCAGCCGACAACCGUAAGCGUCAGUUCAACCCUGGAACCGAUCACUGCAAUGCGCACUGUAACGAGCACAACUACGAUCCGCUGUGCGGCAGUAACGGGCAGACCUACGACAACCGCUGCCUCAUGGAGUUGGACAACUGCCUCUACACCGCUCAAAAUCCCGACUCCCAUCAUACCAUCACUGUGGCAUACACUGGCCCCUGCAACAGUGGAGCCGACAACCGUAAGCGUCAGUUCAACCCCGGCACCGAUCACUGCAAUGCGCACUGUAACGAGCACAACUACGAUCCGCUGUGCGGCAGUAACGGGCAGACCUACGACAACCGCUGCCUCAUGGAGUUGGACAACUGCCUCUACACCGCUCAAAAUCCCGACUCCCAUCAUACCAUCACCGUGGCACACACUGGACCCUGUAACCGUAAGCGUCAGUUCAACCCUGGUACCGAUGACUGCAAUGCUCACUGUCCCAAUGACUACGAUCCCGUUUGCGGCAGUAACCAUCAGACCUACAACAACCGCUGCUACCUGGAGAUUGACGCCUGCAUUUUCAGCGCUCAACAUCCCGACGCCCAUCAUACCAUCACAGUGGCAUACAAUGGCCCCUGUAACGGUGCACCAGGUGGCCGCAAGCGGCAGUUCGAUAACGACUGCCCGAUGUUCUGUCCCGAGUACUACUCUCCAGUCUGCGGCAGUAACGGGCAAAUCUAUGACAACAUCUGCUUCCUGGAGAGCGCUGCCUGCAUAUAUAGCACUCAACAUCCCAAUUCUCACCAUACCAUCACUGUGGCUGACGAUGGCUUCUGCCAACAUGGCGCCCUCAUCCACGAUAGCGCCGCCAUCCAAGAUGGCGUCAUCCAUGAUGGCAUCGUGCAUGAUCGUGCAAUCUAAGAUACCCACAGAGCAAGCCCGACUGACACAUCUGCUGUGAGAUCAUCAUUGGCAGGGAGUUGUACUUGUCGGGAUACUUUUGAGGUGCCGUCACAUACGUCGUACGAUUUAUUUGAAAAAAAAAAUAGCGAUUCCUAGCGAGGCUACAGAUUUGUCAAAUGUGACAGAUUUGACCGUUAACAAUGAUUUAUGUACGGCAAUAUUUGUCGUGACAAGAUGGCAAAAUGUUAGGCGACACAUUCCCGACUAUUCUAAGAAUGUCUGCCGAUUUAAGCCGUACGACGGAUAUGACUAAACGUUGACGUAUAAACAAACGAACAUAUUCCGUUCAAUAAAUGACACUAAGAUCAAACUGCAGAAUUUGUGUUGUUUUCCUUUGGCCAAUAAAAAAACUAGGCCGGUACGUAGACUGACUGAAGACAAUUAUGAACAAGCUUAAGCAGACAUUAUCAUUAUUAU
Molecule: messenger RNA, 3693 nt
Organism: Branchiostoma belcheri (Belcher's lancelet)
Lineage: Eukaryota; Metazoa; Chordata; Leptocardii; Amphioxiformes; Branchiostomatidae
Product: agrin-like
Exons: 17
Coding region: 1-3234 (1077 amino acids)
Biological process (GO): cell differentiation; multicellular organism development
Molecular function (GO): protein binding
Source: RefSeq, a predicted model, not a curated record